This is a messenger RNA of Salvelinus sp. IW2-2015, 1694 nucleotides long. It is a transcript of the gene slc25a48, whose product is annotated as solute carrier family 25 member 48. Gene Ontology annotation, biological process: transmembrane transport. Gene Ontology annotation, molecular function: transmembrane transporter activity. Lineage: Eukaryota; Metazoa; Chordata; Actinopteri; Salmoniformes; Salmonidae. Gene Ontology annotation, cellular component: mitochondrion. The record is from RefSeq and is a predicted model, not a curated record.
GUUUUACUUUGUUUCUCAAAUAGCCUACCCCGCGUGUCUGUAUCGACUUUCACUCCAGACAAUUAAGAUUUCUGCUCACAAGUGACUGACUAGUGAUAAAAGAAAAGGUAUUAAGAGCAUCCAAAAAUGAAUUGUUUUCAUUUAGAUGACUUCCUUGCAGGGUGGAUUGGAGGAGCUUCCAGUGUUAUUGUGGGUCAUCCGCUGGACACAGUCAAGACUCGUUUACAAGCUGGGAAAGGAUACAAGAACACCCUUCACUGUGUCCUCCAAAUCUACAGAAAGGAAACUGUUGCUGGCUUCUUCAAGGGUCUCUCCUUCCCGCUGGCCAGCAUCACUGUGUAUAACUCAGUGGUGUUUGGAUUCUUCAACAACACACAAAGGGUUAUAAGCAAGUUCCGCCAUGGCGACGAGAAACAGUCGUGUGGUAUGCUGGACAUGACCCUGGCCAGCAUGUUGACAGGGCUGAUGUCAGUGGGACUCGGAGCUCCGGUCGACUUAGUUAAGAUAAGACUGCAGAUGCAGACUCUGCCCUGUCUAGCAGAGAACCUGAACAUUGCCGGGACGACCGGAAACGGGAACGGUAAUAUCGCUGUGCGCUCCGUGUCUCUCCAGGGCCAGCCGACCUACAGAGGGCCCAUCCACUGCAUCAGUUCCAUACUGCAGACUGAGGGGAUCCAGGGACUCUACAGAGGGGCCGGGGCCAUGGUCCUGAGAGACGUCCCUGGGUACACACUGUACUUCAUCCCCUACGCGUUGUUCCGUCGCUGGCUAUCCCCUGAAGGGAGGUCAUCACCUCAUCCCUGUUCUGUAUGGGUGUCUGGAGGACUGGCAGGUUCUAUCUCGUGGGUCACGGCUACUCCAGCUGACGUGGUGAAGAGCAGACUACAGGCUGACGCUCUCCACACAAGGAAAUACAGAGGGAUUGUACACUGCAUCGUCCAGAGCUACAAGACCGAGGGGAUACAUGUCUUUUUCCGCGGAGCCUCGGUGAACGCUAUCCGAGGCUUCCCCAUGAGUGCCACCAUGUUUCUGGGCUAUGAACUCUCUCUGCAGUUCUUCAGGGGUCUCUAGUAUCUACACCAGGAAUAUAAUGAAACAUUAUCUUGACAGCUAUCCUCUUGUCCUAGGACACCCCAAAUGUUUUCCCCGGGAAGAUCAUUUGAAUCCUUGCAAAAUGAACGUAGGGAGCGUCUUGACUUGAGAAUUGUUCUAGUUGAGAAUUAUCUGCGCUAUUCCCAUAAUAGAAUAUAUUUUUAAAGUGUAAAUACUAAUUUCUUAUAUUAAGAAAAUAUCUUCAUUAAAGUGCCUUACAUUAAUUGACAAAUGUAUACAUUUAAAUAUGUUGUGCUAUAAUAUACAGUAACAGUAUGCUUAAUAUUUUAAUAUAUAGCGGUACUGUAUAAAUGAACUAGUUUUAGUACCCAGCAGUUAACCAGUUCUAACCUCCAUAAUGAUAUGCACAUGAAUCAUUUAUAUUUUGUUGGUGCCAGGCUUUUAAUUCAAUUGUUUAAACUUUGUGAUUUGUAAAUAAGUAUGAGAGAAAUUAAAUGUCAUUCCACAAGGAGGCAUAGUUUUACUUAAGUUAUUUUCUUAAAAGUUAUUUUAAUGUGGGUUUUUGGGGGAAAUUCUUGUUACAGACCGUUUCUGUACACUUUUACUUGGAAAAUCUAAUAAACAUAUUGUUUCAAUUUAAA